GUUUAAUUUCAUUGUAUCCUUGUCACAAAAUGGCAAAAAGUAUUUAUGAAUAUGUUCGAAAUUUUGAAUUAAUGGAUCAGUGUCUUCCAUCAACCUGGAUUGUUGUACGUUUAGAUGGACAAGGAUUUCAUAAGUUUACAACGAAGCAUAAUUUCAUUAAACCAAAUGAUUCACGUGGUCUGCUGUUAUCAGUUCGUGCAGCAGAGCGUGUUAUGCAAAGACAGAAAGAUAUUGUUUUAGCCUAUGGUCAAUCGGAUGAAUUCAGUUUUGUCUUUAGAAAAUCUACAGAAUUAUUCAACCGUCGGGCAAGCAAAAUAUCCAGUACUGUGGUUUCGUUGUUCUCCUCUUCUUAUGUUUUUGAAUGGUCGAACUUCUUCCCUGAUCCCCUACUCUAUCCACCAUCAUUCGACUCCAGAGUGAUACUUUAUCCAUCGAAUAAAACUUUACGUGAUUAUCUCAGUUGGCGUCAAGUUGACUGUCAUGUGAACAAUUUGUAUAAUACGUGUUAUUGGAAACUCGUUCAAAUUGCUGGUCUAACUGGAACAGAAGCUGAAGAACGUUUAAGGGGAACCUUAUCAAGUGAUAAAAAUGAAUUGUUAUUCUCUCAGUUCAACUGUAACUAUAAUAAUGAACCAGAAUUAUACCGUAAAGGUACCGUACUGUUCAGAAAUAAGGAAGGAAAACAUUGUACCAUUGAAAAAGCAAACAUAGACAUAAUAAAAGAUGAAUUCUGGGAUAAACAUCCUCAUAUUUUAGAAUCAGAUUGAUGCUGCUGAUGAUGAUACUCCCCGGGACAGUAUUCAGCUUACCGAGAAUCAUCUGCGUGUAUCGAUAUAUUUUUCUAUAUUUUUGUACAUUUCUUCGCAUUUGUAAACGAGCAAUACAACCAACUGUAAUCUGGUCAUAGUCAUUUUUCUUCCUGAAAAUAUCAAUAGUCCAUUAAUAUGGCGGGUGUUGGACGCCGAUAACCAUUCCUACUUAUCAGAAUCUGUGGAAUGGUGAGUAUAUAAUCAAUACACCCUCUUCCUGGUUUAAAGCCUGUCUAGUUUUCUCUGGUUUAUUUCUCCCUAGCAUCACUUAGUCUGUGAAUGAUUAUUGAACCUAGAACUUUAGAAACUAUAUUAGACGCGCUAAUCUCCC
Trichobilharzia szidati is the source of this 1140-nucleotide messenger RNA. The record is from the annotation of a GenBank genome assembly. Lineage: Eukaryota; Metazoa; Platyhelminthes; Trematoda; Strigeidida; Schistosomatidae.